UGUUGACCGCUGCAGAACCUCCGACCCGAAAUUCUGACAUCAUGGCUCGACGAGCCGUCAGCAUUCAAUCAUGUAAGAAAGUCCUACACAUGAAGAUGAAUAGCGAACUAAAGCCCAGCACAUGAAAGAAAUUAUACAAACCUAUAAUUGAACCACAAUUGUCAUUUGUUAAAAUAAAUCUGACCUCUCUUCUUGUUUCCAUUUGCUGUGUAAUAUUACCGAGAUUAUCCCAUUUCCAAUGUCCUCCCGACCUCGCAUCUUAAUUAUUGGCGGAGGUUUGGGCGGCCUGACUCUAGCUCAGGGCCUCAAGCGUGCUGGUGUACAUGUGCAGAUAUUCGAGCGAGAUGAUACGCGGGACUUUCGAGCACAAGGAUAUCGAAUUCGCCUGAAUCCCCAGGGAGCUGAAGCGCUGCGCCAAGCUCUGCCGGUCGACGUUUGGGAAUUAUUUGAAAAAACAUGUGCCAAGAUGGUAGACGGCAUGGCGAGGGUGAAUGGUGUGGACCUGGAUGCAGCCCAGGCUGCCAUAGAUCCAGCACGAGCACAUAUGAUGGCCAAAGCGCAGAUAAAUUCGAAGCUAGGCCCUUACUCUGUUGACCGAACAGUGUUUCGGUCUACAUUACUCCAUGGACUUGAGGAGCAUAUCUCUUUUGGCAAAGUAUUUGACCGGUACGAGAUCAUCCCUGGAGGGGUGAGGGCGGUCUUCCGUGACGGCACGGUUGAGGAGGGCGACUUGAUCGUUGGAGCAGAUGGUGUACGUUCAGCUGUACGGAAGCAGUAUCUUCCUCAGUAUCAAAUUUAUGACACUGACGGUGCCGCCAUCUACGGAAAAACGCCUCUGACGCCAGAAUUGGUCGAACGAGCGUUGCCACUUAGCACUGGGAAAAUGACCAUGAUACGGGAUAGCACGCCACUCAGCCUAUUGUUCGAACCGAUGAGAUUCGAGCGGACUGUGGAUAAGGCAGAACUAUUACUUCCUCCAGACUAUAUGUAUUGGGUUCUUGCCUCUCGAAAAGCUCCAUAUGGCAUAGAGGACGAUCAGAAGCUGUUAUCCCUCUCUGGGGCAGAAGUAGCCCAGCUGUCCCUCAAUGUGACAAGUCACUGGCAUCCAGCUGCUCGAGCAAUUCUAGAGCUCCAGGACCAUGCUCAAGCUUCUACCAUCAGGAUUUUUAGUUGCCGUCCAGAAAUCCCCCCAUGGGAAUCAAAUGGCCGAAUCACUGUGCUUGGAGACGCAGCACAUCCAAUGUCCCCAUCCGCUGGCACUGGGGCGGCGAUUGCGUUGCGUGAUGCGGCAGAACUAUGCAGGAUUAUUGUCGAGGAUGGCAUUUCAACCACUAGUAUCACCAAAUACGAGGCAAAGAUGAGAGAAUACGUUCGCCCGGCUGUUGAAGGCAGUUUCCAGGGCGGAAAAAGCAUUUUCAAUUGCCCGUCGCCUGAACAAUGCAAGCCUGUCUGCAUUUGAACUUUUGGAUAACGAUUCCAAAAACCUCGAAUAAUGCCGGCUCGAAAGCUAUUGUAUAAAUAAUACAGCUAUGUACAACCCUGCUCC
This is a messenger RNA of Xylona heveae TC161, 1546 nucleotides long. RefSeq names its product cercosporin toxin biosynthesis protein. NCBI's taxonomy places the organism in Eukaryota, Fungi, Ascomycota, Xylonomycetes, Xylonales, Xylonaceae. The transcript has a single exon. Bases 239 to 1459 code for a protein of 406 amino acids. The record is from RefSeq and is a predicted model, not a curated record. Gene Ontology annotation, molecular function: FAD binding.